GUAGCGUGACUCCCUGAUCAUCGUGGAGGUAACAGGUGAAAACAGUCACACACGUUCCCCUGCGGUGAUUCCCCGGCUGGUGAAGCUUUAUUCCUUCCUGUCGCCACCGAUACGCGUGACAGCCGUGCAGCCGGUGAGUUGAUCCCCGUGUGGAAGCGGACAGACGCGAUGGAGAGGGACUGUACCGGUGCUGCGGAGGAGAAGGAGCCGGCUUCCCCCCGGAGGAUGGAGCUGAACGGGGACAGGUGCUCCGCUGACUCCCGCUCCUCCAGGACCGAGAGCUGCGGGGGUGAUGUGGCCAAAGCCCGGUGGACCCUGCUCAGACAGGUGCUGCGUCAGUCGCAGGCCGACAGUCCAGAGGUCAAACAGGCGUCUGUGCGCAGGUUCGCCACGUUUAACCUGUUCAGCAGGAAAAGGCCUGUGACACAAGACCCCAGUGAUACCUCAGAUGACCAGUGGGUGGAGUACAGAAGUGUGUGCUUUCCAGAGUACAGUGCCUUACUCAGGGAUAACCUGGGUCCUCUCAGGGUGAAUGAAGUGCUCAACAGUUUCGACAACACUGGUAACGUCUGUGUGUGGCCUUCUGAGGAGGUGAUGGCUCACUACUGUCUGCAGAAUCGUCACACCUUCAGGGGCGCAGUGUGUGAGUUAGGAGGAGGUAUGACUUGUCUUGCAGGGCUAAUGGUUGCCAUUUGUGCUGACGCGGAGGAAGUUCUGCUAUCAGAUGGGAAUGAGAAGUCCAUUCAGAAUGUGCGACAGUUGGUGGAGAACAACCGAAAAGCUGGAAAGUUUGGGUCGACUCGUGUAUCUGCCAGGGUCGUGAGGUGGGACUGUGAGUCGGACAUUUCAGCACUAGAGGGUCACUUUGACAUCAUCAUGUGUGCAGACUGUUUGUUCCUCGACCAGUACAGAGCCAGCCUGGUUGAUGCUAUAAGGAGAUUACUGCAGCCCAACGGCACGGCGGUGGUCCUCGCUCCGCUGCGAGGGGACACCCUGAGGCUGUUCUGUCAGUUGGCCCAACAGGCCGGACUCUGCGUCCAGCAGCACCAGCAGUACGACGCUCAGGUCUGGGAAGUUCACCUAAAGAUGCAGAGAGAAGGGAAAGAAGCCUAUGACGAGAACAUCCAUUAUCCUCUCCUCCUCACGCUGACCAAAGGACCGGUCAGCCUCUCUGUGUGAAACCAGUCAGCCCCAGUGUCCAACCAGUCCCACACUGACACCACAGAGGACACAAUGAGGUCUGAGGACCAGUAUUAGAAAAAACACUGGGGCUGCGUUUGUCUCGGUGUCGAGUCAAACAAAUCAAGUUGUAUUUGAGUUUUAUAUAUACGUCGGCCACUGAGAGAAUUUAUAUUAAUAAUUGAGUGUGUUUGUUUUGUAGUGUGAAGUGUUGGUGAGGAACAUUUACUGUGUGUGAGGAGGAAGAGGAAGAGUUGAGCACAUCCAUAUCUGUUCAUAACAGUUCUAACCAUCUGCCAUGUGUCACUCAACCAUUUGGUUAAUCAGCCGUCCAGGAAGGUGAAGCAGUCGGUCACCAACACAACCAACAAGCCAAUCAGUUUGUUCGGUCAUUUUUAAAUAAUCAGUGUCACUGGCUUAACCUCAGGCUACAUUCACACUCCUAUGUGUUUACAACAAUAUGUGUGAAAAGAAAGACUACAACACAGUCUCAUUCUUCUUCUCACCAGGGCCAGCAGAGUAUAGUGUGGACGACAGACAUUAAACUCAAAAAACUUAGAAGUGUUGAUGUAGCCUCAGUCAUUCCUACUGAUGAGGGGUCAGUCAUUCAGUCAGUUGACCAGGUGGGAUCAACCCUGUCACUGUGUUUGUGGCCCCCAGCUCCGAUACAUUCACCAUCACAGCCUGAGGAGCCGUUCACAGUUUCCUUUAUUCCUCCCGGUUCCCUACAUCUCCCACUUGUAUUCCUCGUAACACAACUCAUUCCCUCAGUCAGAGGUCAGUGUUUAGAUCAACAAGGUUUAUUAAAAGGGUUUGUGACGCGCUGGUGGAAGCUCAGAGUCCGAACCACCUUCAGGUAGCGUGUGUGUGUUUUUAAAGAGAGACAGAAUACGUGCACAUGUGACUCCUCACUCCUCGCAUUUAUUGAAAAGUGACCCUGAUACUGUGGAAUAGAUUAAAAAGGUCUAAGACCUGAUGCACAGAGAAAGAUUUCUGUGCAUCAGGUCUGUUUCUGUUUCUGAUAUUUCUCAUGCAGACCUCUCCGAUGGUCUCUUACCUCUUUUCUGCUGUGACUGAAGCAUUGUGCUCCACGUUCAUGCUUAGCCACACCUAUUUAAAAUGACUACAUAUGGUAUACUGACAAUUCAUAUGAUGACAAAUUGAUACAUAAUCGUUUAAUGGUUUGUUCAUUUGUUAUUGAUUAAGACUUAACAUUCUUUGUGUGACGGUUUCUUUCUGUUUCUCAUGUUAUCUCUCCAGAAAGAGGGAAAAGGAAUACUACAGUAUUCUUCCUGCUACUACACAGAUAAAAGAAAUCAUAAAUUUACUAAAGUGCAGCCACCCAGUAUCUGUUACCACAAGGAUAUUAAAAUAGGUUGCAAAAACAUUUUCAGUAUGAAUGUAAAAUCAACAAUAUUAAAUAGAACAAGCAGCCAUCAUCAGUGGACAUGCAGGACGAAUAUAUGAUUUCAAAUUUAUAAAAUACCUUCGUUUCAAAGUCCAACAAUCUCGAGAUUAAAAAAGUUUACACAUCAGAGACCGACUCUCGAUCCUCUGUUGGCCAUUUUUUUUUCCGAUCAACGCAGUUUUACUCAGGUCCCUUGCGUUCACCGCCCUCUUCUCUGAAGUGUUAUUGAGAAACAUGCCCAGCGUUAGCCGGUCACUCAAGCCUGAAGUUGUACCUAUCACUGGUCAGCUGUUUCCACAUUUCACUGUGAUCCACGCUGUACACGACAGCCGAGAAGCUAUGCAGUAUCUCCCAGUGGCUGGUGUUUACGUGUCUCAUGUAAUAGAAAAAGAAUAAUCCACCUCCAGUAAAGAGCAGUGUUCCCUCCGUGUUCCUGCUCUGAAAGGUAAAUUAAUCCAGUUUUAUCAGCGCUCUCGAAGCUUUGACGACUUAAAUUGCUUUGCAAAGGUUCAGAAGAGUAUUUAACUACAUUUUGUUAUCUGUAAUGCAGUUAGCUGGAUACCUUUGAUACCUGUGGGCUAACAUGCUGUAUGAAUACCAUCCCGACUGUGACUGUGAGACUCCAUCACUGUCCGGUGUGACAAUCACCACAGCUAACAGCGACGCCACGUUUACUGUGACGUCUGCAUCACUGCUUCUUGGGACAUCGACAAAAAUGUCCCCCCUGUUUAACACAUAAGCUGUUGUCAUGUCCCGUUCAGACCUGCUAUCAACACCCGUCCUGAGUGGUCAGCUCCAGAAACACGUCUGAUCAGUCGAACCGCGAGUGUCGACUCAGCUGACGUCCUCUGACCUGCGACAGUUAAAUUGAUUUCAAUCUCAAUCCGAGUAAGAACAGCUUCACGUGGUCUCCUCAUACAGAAAUGAUGGUAUGUGAUUAUUUGCAUAUAGAGCGGAGAACCGGGGUUUCCAAUCACACGUGGUCAUAGGAGACAUUUUAAUACCAGGCGAUCGUGGCGCUGUCCACGCGUGAUGGGAUCUGUCAGGACGGGUGUUUGUCCCGGGUCUGAACGGGGCCUCGAGGAUGCUGUCACCUCUUGUUGUGAUAUAAGUGCCGUGUGUGAGGAGACUCCGCACUUCUCACCGUGACGUCAGCAGAGAGACAAAGAGCUGCCGAUCCUCGGUGUUACUCAGAGACGUGUUUACAAGGAUUUGAUAACGUUAAUAUGAGGGCAGGAGAGAGAUCCUGUGUUGCAGGAAUCUUCUGUUCCUACACAUCUAUGACAUUGUGCUGUGAGAUGUUGUGAAACAGAGCUCGUUGAUUUGUUGGUCGUUUUCCGGCGAUGUCCACACUGGUCCUGAUUUCCAUUAGGAUCUGGUUUUGGGCUUUUCUUUCCACAGCUUACCACAAAAGAAGUGUUAUGCCACAAGUGGCUUUGUGGCAUUUUGCCGCAAGUAGAGACAAUUUGGUACAACUCGCGUGUGAUAUGCUUUAAAGCCGCUGGCCUUAAUGUGCUGUGCAUUGUCCAAUGCAUUCGCUUUUGCAUUUUUAUAAUGUACUGAACUGAAAUUAUAAUUGAAAUAUUUCCAUUUAUCUAUAGUGUGGACAUGGCCUCAUAUAGUGACUCUUUGGUCAGUAAAUCAGAUUCCCUCUGCGUCAGCGCCACCUGUGGGUUGUGAGCAGUUUGCAGUCUUGAGUGAUGUGUUUUGUGAAUAAAUACAAAUAAAAGCUUUUUCUUCAAGAAACUUUGGACUCUUUUUUUUUUCUUUUCAAAUUGUA
Platichthys flesus (European flounder) is the source of this 4367-nucleotide messenger RNA. It is a transcript of the gene camkmt, whose product is annotated as calmodulin-lysine N-methyltransferase. Gene Ontology annotation, cellular component: cytoplasm. The transcript has 11 exons. Bases 169 to 1179 code for a protein of 336 amino acids. Gene Ontology annotation, molecular function: calmodulin-lysine N-methyltransferase activity. The record is from RefSeq and is a predicted model, not a curated record. NCBI's taxonomy places the organism in Eukaryota, Metazoa, Chordata, Actinopteri, Pleuronectiformes, Pleuronectidae.